This is a messenger RNA of Ahaetulla prasina, 2654 nucleotides long. RefSeq names its product methylphosphate capping enzyme (gene MEPCE). The coding region runs from base 349 to 2286 and encodes 645 amino acids. The transcript has 4 exons. Gene Ontology annotation, molecular function: RNA methyltransferase activity; O-methyltransferase activity; snRNA binding. Gene Ontology annotation, biological process: snRNA modification. The record is from RefSeq and is a predicted model, not a curated record. NCBI's taxonomy places the organism in Eukaryota, Metazoa, Chordata, Lepidosauria, Squamata, Colubridae.
UCGCAGGGGGAGCGUGCCAUCGCGGGGAAGCGGUAGGCGCGAAGCGUUCUUCCUCCGGGCGGCGUUGGGGCGCGUGCGCGCAUGCGUCGCGAGCGGCGGGCGGGGGCCACUCGGCGCGUGCGCGCCGGGCUCUGACGGGAGCGGGAGAGGAGCGCUGCGGCUGCGCCGCGCGGGGGCUGCCGGGGCGGCGCUCGAGAGCGCGUCCGCACGGCGCACGCGUAGGAGGAGCAGCCCGUCGAGGGGCGGGGCAGAGCGGAGCUCGGCGCCGACUGAGGCGGCCACCGCCGCGAGGAACCGAGCGCGGCGGCGGCGGUUUGCCGGGCCCGCACCCGGCUUUCCCGGCCAGGCAUGAUCGAGAUGGCCACGGACAAAGAGACCUUCCUCGUCCCGGCGCCGCCGCCCCCGUUGCUGGAGGCCCGGGCCGGGGACGAGGCGCCUGAGGAGCCGCCGGCAGCCGAAGACCCCCCGCGCCGGGAGGAGCCGGCCUCCGAGCAGUUCCAGCGGCCCCGCAACGGCUUCCAGGCGCCCCCGCGGGCCCCGGGCGGCGGCGGAGGAGGAGGAGAAAGAGGAGGAGGAGGAGGGAAGCGGCGGAACAGCUGCCAUGUCGGGGGCGGCGGCGGGGGCUUCAAGCCGCCGGCCUUCAAACGGCGCCGCCGGGUGAACUCGGAGUGCGACCCGGUGCUUCCCUCGGAGUUCCUGCUGGGCGGCAACAUCUUCGACCCGCUGAACCUCAACAGCCUGCUGGACGAGGAGGUGAACCAGGCGCUCAACGCCGAGACCCCCAAGUCGUCGCCUCUGCCGGCCAAGGGACGCGACCCCGUGGAGAUCCUCAUCCCCAAGGACAUCACCGACCCGCUCAGCCUCAACGCCGCCCAGGAGGACCCGCCGGUCCUGGCCUCGCCCCUCAAGGCCGGGCGCAAGCGGCACCGACACCGCGGGAACCAGCGGGCCGUGGGGGGCUCGGAGGGGACCGGGAAGGCCGCUCCCGUGGCCGCCCCUCCCGUGGCCGCCCCCGCCGCCCCUUCCUCCUCCUCUUCCUCUUCCUCCUGCAGGUCUUGCCAGAAGGCCUGCAACGGGGCCACCCCGCAGCCCUACGAACUCAACACGGCCAUCAACUGCAGGGACGAGGUGGUCUCUCCCCUGCUGCCGGAGGGCAGGGAGCAGCCCCCAGCCCAGCCGGCCUCCAGGAGCACCGCCCCGCCUUGCCCCUCCACCUCUUCCUCUUCGGUAAGUGCCGGGAGUCGCCACCACCACCAUCACCAUCACCAUCACCACCGCAAAAGGCGCAGGACUUGUAGCAAAUCCGAAGGGGGCAGCCGUCAGCACGGGGCUGGUGAGCAGCCUGGCCGGAGCAGCCCCGAGCAGGGGCCGAGUGCGCCCCCCCGCAGCCGUCACCUCCAGGCUUCCUCCAUGCAUCAGCCGCAGCCUCGCCGGGCCUCACGCAACAAGUUCCAGUACGGCAACUACUGCAAGUACUACGGCUACCGCAACCCCAACUGCGAGGACGUUCGGCUGCGGGCCAUGAAGCCCGAGUGGUUCCGAGGCCGAGAGGUGCUGGACAUCGGAUGCAACGUGGGCCACCUGACUUUGAGCGUGGCAAAGAAGUGGGGCCCAGCUCGAAUGGUGGGGCUGGACAUUGACGGGGCCCUGAUUCAUUCGGCCCGCCAGAAUAUCCGGCACUACCUCUCUGAGGAGAUACAGGAAGAGCAGCAACAGCAGCAGCAGCAGCAGCCCCAGGACAGUCACAGCGAUAGGGAAGGGGGUCCCCCAGCCAAGAAAACCUUUCCUGCCUCUCUCACGGCCAGCCGGGGUCCGAUUGCUGCACCCAGGGUGCCCCAGGACGGGGUUGAUGCAACGGUCUUCCCUAACAAUGUGAUCUUUGUCAAGGGCAACUACGUCCUGGACCGGGAUGAGCUGCUGGAAGCUCAGAAGCCGGAAUAUGACGUGAUCCUUUGCCUGAGCGUCACUAAGUGGGUGCAGCUCAACUGGGGCGACGAGGGGCUGAAGCGCCUCUUCAAGCGCACCUACCGCCACCUGCGGCCUGGCGGGAUCUUCAUCCUGGAGCCCCAGGCCUGGUCCUCCUACAAGAAGAGGAAGAACCUGACGGAAACGAUAUCCAGGCACUACCACCGGAUUAAGCUGAAGCCUGACCAGUUCCCUUCCUACCUGACCUCCUCCGAAGUCGGCUUCUCCAGCUACGAAUUGGUGGCCAUGCCCAGAAACACGCCGAAAGGAUUCCAGCGCCCCAUCUGUCUCUUCCGCAAAGGCCAUCCUGGAACGCAUUGAGGAGCCGCGCCGGACCUCGGGGGGGGGGCCUCCCAGGCUGCCCCCCCUUUUCUUGAUGUGCCACGGCUGCUUCCCGAGGGGUGGCGGUGGCUGGGCUAGCCCCCUCCUCCCCACCCAUGAAUGUUGGCGUCUUCUAAAGGCAGGAGGGCUGGCGAGGUACAAGUGGGCAAUGGAUUCCGGAGCUGCCUGGCCUCCGCAAGAGCCCCACCCCGGAGAAAUGGGGGUGGGGGGGCGCAGCGCAGCUCUUCUGGGACGCAGGACACGUGGGGAGGGGAGGUUGAGGCAGAAGCAAGCAGCCCCCUGCCCAGGAUUGGGCCUUGUCUGCUGGGAGCACACAGCAAAUGGAAGAGAGGUGCUUUGGGGGAGGG